Messenger RNA from Camellia sinensis, 456 nucleotides. RefSeq names its product RING/U-box superfamily protein. NCBI's taxonomy places the organism in Eukaryota, Viridiplantae, Streptophyta, Magnoliopsida, Ericales, Theaceae. The record is from RefSeq and is a predicted model, not a curated record.
AUGGCCUCUCAAGACACCCCACCAUUCCACUGGCACUACUCCGAAUUCGACGACAGCAACUUCCAAAUCCGCGGCCGCACCUUCUUCUACGCCGUCGUACUUUUCUCUAUGCUCCUCCUCCUCAUCACCCUCCUCAUCCUCUACACCCGCUGGGUCCGCCGCUCCGCCGCCGCAGAUGCUCAAGCGCCGCCGCCGUCUCCUCCUCCUCCUCCGCCUCAAGGACUCGACACAUCCACAAUUAACAGCUUCCCAAUCAUAUUGCACGAUUCAACCACAACAAAUGUCGGCGAGUCCGAGUGCUGUAUAUGCCUCGGAGUAUUCGAAGAUGGUGACAAAGUCAGAGUGCUGCCAAUGUGCCGCCAUUGCUAUCACUCCGAGUGUGUCGACAAGUGGCUCGCUUCUCGCUCCAGUUGCCCUCUCUGCCGCUCUUCUCUCCUAGUCGACUCUCCUGUUUGA